GUAAACUUCCUCGUUUGACAGUUUUAUAAGCAACAUUCUCUAUUAGUAGUCCGUAAUUCUGGUCAUGAAUGGAGAAUUACGAUAAUCCUAUUUCGUUUGACGUUAUGGAAAGAGGUGAUAUUCUUCGAGAUGCCGUGCUGGACGGGGAUAUAGCAGAAGUAACCGCAGCAAUUGAAACGGGCACCUGUCGUCCUGAAGAACCAGACGCAAAUGGCCGAACAGUGUUACAUUUGGCAGCAUGCCGAGGUCACACUGCGAUUCUGCGAUUGUUGAUAAAUAGUGGAUGUGAUAUAAAUGCCGAGGAUCGGCAAGGAAACACGCCUCUUCAUUGGUGCGGUCACAUUGAUACCCUGGAAACCCUGGUGGAGAUGGGAGCUAAUGUUAACGCACGAAACAAGAUGGGUUUCACCCCAAAAUUAUUGGCACAGAGACGAGGAGUCCCCAAGUGUACUCUUGAACUGUUCGAACACUUUGAAAAGGAGAAUGCGUCACAGGCUUCCCACACAAACACCACAACAAGCUAUGUUAAUCCACCCAGACCCUCAGUAAUACCAAGUGUUUGGUAUGAAUUCUACUGUGAAAUGGGCACCCAAAACACCUGUCUUCUUGUCUUAGGCCUUCUUGGGUUUUCACUUUACCUGGCCUACAUCCUGACCGGCCUGCAUCGAGGGUAUGAAGAGAAGAUCCCACUGGAUGAAACCAGCUAUAAGAUACAUCUGUAAAUAAACUGACCCCUCUUGACAUGCAGGAAACAAGUAUCUAUAGUGAUUAAUGUCUUGUUCAGAAUGGUCUCCUGUGCAUGUUCAUCAACAUUCAUCAACAUUCAGUUUUGCUUUGGAGCCCUGCCUCCAUUGAAGAUUGUUGAAAUGCCUGUAAUAGAAGUGAUGUGUGGUAUAAUCUGAGAAUAUGAACAGUGUCAUUUUGUUG
Haliotis rubra (blacklip abalone) is the source of this 927-nucleotide messenger RNA. RefSeq names its product ankyrin repeat domain-containing protein 46-like. Gene Ontology annotation, molecular function: protein binding. The transcript is spliced from 2 exons. The coding region runs from base 69 to 722 and encodes 217 amino acids. Lineage: Eukaryota; Metazoa; Mollusca; Gastropoda; Lepetellida; Haliotidae. The record is from RefSeq and is a predicted model, not a curated record.